Messenger RNA from Leopardus geoffroyi (Geoffroy's cat), 1672 nucleotides. RefSeq names its product adrenoceptor beta 1 (gene ADRB1). The transcript has a single exon. The record is from RefSeq and is a predicted model, not a curated record. NCBI's taxonomy places the organism in Eukaryota, Metazoa, Chordata, Mammalia, Carnivora, Felidae. Gene Ontology annotation, biological process: positive regulation of heart rate by epinephrine-norepinephrine; adenylate cyclase-activating adrenergic receptor signaling pathway; norepinephrine-epinephrine-mediated vasodilation involved in regulation of systemic arterial blood pressure. Gene Ontology annotation, molecular function: beta1-adrenergic receptor activity. The coding region runs from base 128 to 1552 and encodes 474 amino acids. Gene Ontology annotation, cellular component: membrane.
CGCGCAGCGGCUGCCCUGACCUGGCCGCGACCUCCCUCCGCGCGCCCCGCCGCCCGGGCCCCUUGGGUGUUCCCCAACCACGGCCCAGCCCCGCCACACCCCCCGCCCCCGGCCUCCGCAGCUCGGCAUGGGCGCGGGGGCGCUCGCCCUGGGCGCCUCCGAGCCCUGCAACCUGUCGUCGGCCGCGCCGCUCCCCGACGGCGCGGCCACGGCGGCGCGACUGCUGGUGCCCGCGUCGCCGUCCGCCUCGCCGCUGACCCCGACCAGCGAGGGCCCCGCGCCGCUGUCACAGCAGUGGACGGCGGGCAUAGGCCUGCUGAUGGCGCUCAUCGUGCUGCUCAUCGUGGCGGGCAACGUCCUGGUGAUCGUGGCCAUCGCCAAGACGCCGCGGCUGCAGACGCUCACCAACCUCUUCAUCAUGUCCCUGGCCAGCGCCGACCUCGUCAUGGGGCUGCUGGUGGUGCCGUUCGGGGCCACCAUCGUCAUGCGGGGCCGCUGGGAGUACGGCUCCUUCUUCUGCGAGCUCUGGACCUCGGUGGAUGUGCUGUGCGUGACGGCCAGCAUCGAGACCCUGUGUGUCAUCGCCCUGGACCGCUACCUCGCCAUCACGUCGCCCUUCCGCUACCAGAGCCUGCUGACCCGCGCGCGGGCGCGGGCCCUGGUGUGCACCGUGUGGGCCAUCUCGGCCCUGGUGUCCUUCCUGCCCAUCCUCAUGCACUGGUGGCGGGCCGAGGGCGACGAGGCGCGCCGCUGCUACAACGACCCCAAGUGCUGCGAUUUCGUCACCAACCGGGCCUACGCCAUCGCCUCGUCCGUCGUGUCCUUCUACGUGCCCCUGUGCAUCAUGGCCUUCGUGUACCUGCGGGUGUUCCGCGAGGCCCAGAAGCAGGUGAAGAAGAUCGACAGCUGCGAGCGCCGCUUCCUCAGCGGCCCGGCGCGGCCCCCCUCGCCCGCGCCCGCGCCCGGCUCCCCGCGCCCCGCGGCCACCGCCGCCGCCGCCGCCGCCGCCGCCCCGCUGGCCAACGGGCGCAUCAGCAAGCGGCGGCCCUCGCGCCUCGUGGCCCUGCGCGAACAGAAGGCGCUCAAGACGCUGGGCAUCAUCAUGGGCGUGUUCACGCUCUGCUGGCUGCCCUUCUUCCUGGCCAACGUGGUCAAGGCCUUCCACCGCGACCUGGUGCCCGACCGCCUCUUCGUCUUCUUCAACUGGCUGGGCUACGCCAACUCGGCCUUCAACCCCAUCAUCUACUGCCGCAGCCCCGACUUCCGCAAGGCCUUCCAGCGCCUGCUCUGCUUCGCGCGCCGGGCCGCCCGCGGGGGCCACGCGGCCGCCGGCGACCGGCCGCGCGCCUCCGGCUGCCUGCCGGGGACCCGGCCGCCGCCGUCGCCAGGGGCCGCCUCGGACGACGACGACGACGACGACGUCGGGGCCGCGCCGCCCGCGCGCCUGCUGGAGCCCUGGGCCGGCUGCAACGGCGGGGCGGCGGCGGCGGACAGCGACUCGAGCCUGGACGAGCCGGGCCGCCCCGCGGGCGCCUCGGAAUCCAAGGUGUAGGGUCCCGCCGCCCGCGCCUCCCUCCCCCCUCCCCCGCCCGCGCCCCGGGAGCGAGAACGCCCAGGCGCCCCCACUGGCUUCCCAGGGGAGAGAGAUCCGUGUUUACGCAAGCCCCAGAGC